Dermacentor albipictus is the source of this 1545-nucleotide messenger RNA. NCBI's taxonomy places the organism in Eukaryota, Metazoa, Arthropoda, Arachnida, Ixodida, Ixodidae. The record is from RefSeq and is a predicted model, not a curated record.
GUGUGAGGAGCGGAGUGUAAGUAAACGCUCUGCUAGAGCUGUCUAAUAUUUUUCGCUGUUCUCUUUUGCUUUCUUUUAUGCGAGAAAAGGCUCAACAUGCAAGUGGCGAAACGAGUACAGGUGAUGCAACAGCCGACGAGGAUGCAGUUUUCAUCUCCUGGCGAGGAAAGUGAUAUUGUGAACUUGAGUCACGGAUUACCUGACUACCCACCACCGGUGUUCCUUCUCAACGCACUCCAGGACGCCAUCGCGUGCAAUAGGUUGCAUCAGUACACUCGAGGAUCCGGUCAUCUGCGGCUAGUCAAUGUCUUGUCCCAGAUGUACUCUCGCUUGAUCGGUCGAAAGGUCGACCCAGAAAAUGAGGUGCUGGUGACCGUCGGUGCCAUAGAAGCACUUUACGCAGUGUUCCUCGGUCUAGUCAACCCUGGGGAAGAGGUGAUCAUCAUCGAGCCCUUCUUCCCCCUAUAUGAGCCCCAGAUAUUGUCGGCAGGAGGAGUGCCAGUUUUCGUCUCCCUCCGCCCUCGUAAGGAAGGCCUAAUUUCAAGUGCCGACUGGGUUCUGGAUCCGAGGGAGCUCGCUUCCAAGUUCAAUUUUAAGACCAAGAUGAUUGUCAUCAACAAUCCACACAAUCCACUCGGGAAGGUUUUCUCCCAGGAAGAGCUAGAAAUGAUUGCGGACCUGUGCAGGACGCACAAUGUUAUCUGUGUAAUGGAUGAAGUUUACGAAUGGAUCCUUUACGAUGGAAUCGAGCAUAUUAGAAUGAACACGCUUCCUGGUAUGUGGGAAAGGACUAUAACUUUAGGAAGUGCUGGGAAAGCCUGCGGUGUUACUGGCUGGAGGGUAGGUUGGGCUUAUGGCCCUGAGCAUCUGAUCAAAGGACUAAGAAUGAUACACCAGAACUGCAUCUACACAGUCAGCACUCUAAUGCAGGAAGCAGUAGCCGUAUGUCUUGAGAAACAAAUGGACUGGAUGGCAGAUCCCACAGGAUAUUGGAACCAGCAGUCCUAUUCACUUCAGAAGAAACGCGACUUCAUCUCCCGCUUGCUCGGAUCGCUCGGUGUGACUGUCACCGUUCCUCAAGGAGCUUACUACAUUUUCUGCGACUUAUCAAAUCUAGCAUCAAAACUGGAGGUACAAGGCAAUGAAGACGAACCUCACCUGCUCACACAAUGGUUGUUCAGAAAAAAGAAGCUGAUGACCACUCCUGGUAGUGGGUUCUAUAGUGAGGAUGCCAGACCCCUUGCUAAGGAUUUCAUACGAAUUUGUUACGCGAAGGACGAUACAACUCUUCUCAAAGCUGCUGCUAUACUGGAAGGACUGAAGACGAUGUUGAGUAGAAAUUAGAGCACACCAAGGAGUGUGAGUGCAAAAUGUCACUUGCAAAUGACAGCAACUCAUUGAUGAUUACUAAGGAACAUGAUUGAUUUCCAACAUUUCUGAGUUUUCUCGUGGCGGCUGCACUUUGAGAUGUUAUUGCACUUGUCACCGGUGUGUUAACUAUAAUUAAAGUGGCUGUGGUGAAUUUGUGUCAGAAAAAAAUUGAAA